AAGAGAUCAGUUAAUUACGUGCUCUGUGCAGAGUGAGGCAGACUCGAACGGUUCAACCAAGCUGACCAUAGACAUUAUAUGUGCAUUUAAGUAAAUGCUUUAUUUAUUUUGCAAAUAAUACAUUUUUAAAGUAAUUUCUGCAAACAUUGUGAACAUAGUUUAGAGUAUUUUUUUGUUUAGUAGAGAAUCAAAGUUGCGCUAAUUUAAAAAAAAGCUUGCAUUCCGUUUCAAAAAUGUUUUCAUUAUUCUUUUGCGCCGGUUUUUUGCUUGUACCUUUACUCACCGAAGCUAGGGUCUCCAAACGAUACGUCAUCGGUUGUCCAGAUCGCUGUGACAAGUCGCGAUGUCUCCCUAUCCCGGCUGAUUGCUUGGCCGGCGAUAUACUGGACCAGUGCGACUGCUGUCCGGUUUGUGCAUCUGGAGAGGGUGAAAUAUGUGGUGGUACAGGCAGAUUAGGCGACCCGGAAUGCGCAGAGGGGCUGGAAUGCUCGGUGUCGGACGGAGUAGGCAACACCGCAACAGUCAGAAAGCGAGGCAAGAGUGGCGUGUGCGUUUGCAAAAGUUCCGACCCUGUAUGCGGCAGCGAUGGCGUCUCCUAUCGAAACGUAUGCGAACUGAAAAGGGUUAGCGGUCGGGCGCAAAAACUGCAGCAGCCACCUGUCAUCUUUAUCCAAAGAGGAGUCUGCGGGCAAGGUCAGGAGAAUCCAGACAGCCUGAGGCACAGAUACAACUUCAUUGCUGAUGUCGUGGAGAAGAUCGCACCUGCCGUGGUCCAUAUUGAACUGUAUCGCAAGAUGGUGUUUUCUAAGAGGGAGGUGGCAGUGGCCAGCGGGUCAGGCUUUGUGGUGUCGGAAGACGGCCUCAUCGUGACAAACGCCCACGUGGUGGCCAACAAGCACCGGGUGAAGGUGGAGCUGAAAAGCGGCGCCACUUACGACGCCAAGAUCAAAGACGUGGAUGAGAAGGCGGACAUCGCCCUCAUCAAGAUCGACACCCCGAUGAAGCUUCCGGUCCUGCUGCUGGGCCGUUCGGCUGACCUGAGGCCGGGCGAGUUCGUGGUGGCCAUCGGGAGCCCCUUCUCCCUGCAGAACACCGUCACCACCGGCAUCGUCAGCACCACCCAGCGCGGGGGCAAGGAGCUCGGCCUGCGCAACUCCGACAUGGACUACAUCCAGACGGAUGCCAUCAUCAACUACGGAAACUCAGGAGGCCCUCUGGUGAAUCUGGACGGGGAAGUCAUUGGGAUCAACACUCUUAAAGUUACUGCUGGAAUCUCCUUUGCCAUCCCCUCCGACAAGAUCCGGCAGUUUCUAGCCGAGUCACAUGACAGGCAGGCCAAAGGGCAAGCGGCACCAAAGAAGAAGUACAUUGGCGUAAGAAUGAUGACUCUUACUCCAACACUGGCCCAGGAGCUGAAGGAGCGACAGAAAGACUUCCCCGAUGUCACGUCGGGGGCAUACGUCCUUGAGGUCAUCGACAAAACACCAGCUGCAUCUGCCGGCUUGAAGGAGAGCGACGUCAUCAUCAGCAUCAACGGGCAGCACAUCUCUUCCGCCGGCGACGUGAGCAGCGCCAUAAAGACGGACGACACGCUGCGGCUGGUGGUGCGGCGCGGGAACGAGGACGUCCUGCUCACCAUCGUCCCCGAGGAGAUCGAGCCUUGACCACUCCCCUCGCCACGAGCUGGUUCUCAGUGUCUCACUAUGGACCCUCGCUGGGUGUGUCUGGAGCCACGCCCACUUUAGAAUUGUAACCAAUAGUCUCUCUCUCCCUGCGGCCUGGCAGGGCUGAAAACUCCACCUCCAGGAACUGAACUGUGUGCAGGGAAAAACACAACCAUAUUUUAGACCCUCAGCUAUCUGUGUAUUUUACUUUUUUGCCAUGUAUGCUUCAGAAGCCAGUAGUACUGUCACCUAAUCCAGCCCCAGUGACCAGUGUUUCCUUAUUCCUUCUCCUGUUUCAUUUUUUAUACUGUACUUAAUUUCUAAUUUCCCAGUGGAACCCACCAGUCUAUUGAGAAGUGGAGAAGCAGAAAGAAGAGUGGGCAUUGCAGGCUACCGUAGUUUUUUACGUUUUUUUUGUUGUUGUUGUUGUUGACGUGUUUUUGUUUUCUUUUGGCCGACAAAAGGGAAAGGGAAAUAAAAUAUUUUAAUAGUCUA
This is a messenger RNA of Anguilla rostrata (American eel), 2159 nucleotides long. It is a transcript of the gene htra1b, whose product is annotated as HtrA serine peptidase 1b. Gene Ontology annotation, biological process: proteolysis; programmed cell death; positive regulation of apoptotic process. The transcript has 9 exons. Bases 234 to 1664 code for a protein of 476 amino acids. Gene Ontology annotation, cellular component: extracellular region. The record is from RefSeq and is a predicted model, not a curated record. NCBI's taxonomy places the organism in Eukaryota, Metazoa, Chordata, Actinopteri, Anguilliformes, Anguillidae. Gene Ontology annotation, molecular function: serine-type endopeptidase activity; protein binding.